Calypte anna (Anna's hummingbird) is the source of this 2130-nucleotide messenger RNA. It is a transcript of the gene HPD, whose product is annotated as 4-hydroxyphenylpyruvate dioxygenase. The transcript is spliced from 14 exons. The coding region runs from base 16 to 1368 and encodes 450 amino acids. The record is from RefSeq and is a predicted model, not a curated record. Gene Ontology annotation, cellular component: endoplasmic reticulum membrane; Golgi membrane. NCBI's taxonomy places the organism in Eukaryota, Metazoa, Chordata, Aves, Apodiformes, Trochilidae. Gene Ontology annotation, molecular function: 4-hydroxyphenylpyruvate dioxygenase activity. Gene Ontology annotation, biological process: L-tyrosine catabolic process.
CCCCUUGGCCAUGGGAUGGGGCAGUUCCCAGCCCAAACCAACCACAGCUCUGGGUCACAGGCGCUUGGGGUUGGAGGUGGGAGAGAAGGUGGAGCUGAGGAGGAGCUUCCCCUGUCCCACCACUACAUUAAAAGCCCUCGUGGCCUCCUGCUCUCUCUGCCGCUGUCACGUUGCCAGGUCACAGAAAUGACAUCUUACACAGACAAAGGAGAAAAGCACCAGCGAGGUCGCUUCAUCCAUUUCCACUCCAUCACCUUUUGGGUUGGCAAUGCCAAGCAGGCUGCAUCCUACUACUGCAACAAGCUGGGGUUUGAGGAGCUGGCGUACCGGGGGCUGGAGACGGGCAGCAGGGAGGUGGUCUCACACGUCAUCAAGCAGGACAGGAUCGUGUUUGUUCUCUCAUCUCCUCUCAACCCAGGCAAUAAGGAGAUGGGGGAGCACUUGGUGAAACAUGGUGAUGGGGUGAAGGACAUUGCCUUUGAAGUGGAGGACUGUGACUUCCUCGUGCAGAAAGCCAAGGAGCGUGGAGCUGUGGUGGUGAAGGAGCCCUGGGUGGAGGAGGACAAAUUUGGGAAGGUGAAGUUCGCGGUGAUCCAGACGUAUGGUGACACCACCCACACCUUGAUAGAAAAGCUCAACUACAAGGGCCUCUUCCUCCCAGGGUACCACCAGCCCCUCUUCAAGGACCCUCUGCUGCCAAAGCUACCAAGCACCAAACUCAACUUUGUUGACCACGUUGUGGGCAACCAACCUGACCUCCAGAUGGUCCCAGUGGCAGACUGGUACCAGAAGAACCUGCUCUUCCAUCGGUUCUGGUCAGUGGAUGACAAGCAGCUGCACACUGAGUUCAGUGCCCUGCGCUCCAUCGUGGUCACCAACUAUGAGGAGACCAUUAAGAUGCCCAUCAAUGAGCCAGCUGCUGGCAAGAAGAAAUCCCAGAUCCAGGAAUAUAUCGACUACUACGGAGGAGCUGGAGUCCAGCACAUUGCUCUGAACACCUCUGACAUCAUCUCAGCAAUCACCAACCUGAAGCUGAGGGGCAUGCAGUUCAUGGAUGUGCCAGCCAGCUACUACCAGGUGCUGCGGGAGAGGCUGAAAACUGCCAAAAUCAAGGUGAAGGAGGACAUUGACAAGCUGGCGGAGCUGAAAAUCCUGGUGGAUUUUGAUGAGAAGGGCUACUUGCUUCAGAUCUUCACCAAACCCGUUCAAGACAGGCCCACGGUCUUUCUGGAGGUCAUCCAGAGACAUAACCACCAGGGCUUUGGUGCUGGGAACUUCAAGUCACUUUUUGAAGCAAUAGAAAUGGAUCAAAAUGCAAGAGGAAACCUGACUGCCCUGGAGCCCAACGGGGAGACCUGGCACAUCUAGAGGAUGGCAGAAAUGCCACCCUUACCCCUAAUGAGCUGAUUCACAAAUGACCCAGGAAUUGGCUGAUAUUUUGAUAAAUAGCUCAGACCCAAGUGUCAUAAAUCCAGGGAAGUCACUGCUGAGUUGGAGAUGUAAAAGGACUCAACAUCUACCCUGACCCAGCCCCGGCACUGUCCUCCAGUGACUCCUUGGGAGAGAGUGUGGGAAAUACCAAACAUGCUCUUAAAAAGCAGUUUAACCUGAUCCAAACCACUGCAUUUUUAACAAAGGUGUAAGGGAUGUGCCAAAGACAUGCAGCUAUGGAGAAAGACAGGAGGAACAACUGGGAGAGCCGAAAUUCAGUCUAUCCAAAGUUUUCUGUUAAUUUUAGCUACACAGGAGGCUGGGAGAGGAAAGCACGGAGGUGUUUGCUGCUCUGUGCAUCUCACUUUGUAAGAUUUUAUUUUAAUUGCUUUUAGACUCAAGCUUGAAUUUGAAUUUGCUGAAAUUAAACACAUGGUUUUAGGGUAGCUACAACAUUCUGGAACAAGACUUAAUCGAAUUUACGUGUUUCAGCCUCCCCAGAGCAAUGCAGUUUGUGUACUCCUGAAAGAAUGAGGGGUUGGGGUUUCUCCUGUGUUUCAAGGAGUAACUGGCAGGGAUUCCUCGGCUCAGAUCCCAGCUGCAUGUGCCAAGUCCCCUUUAGGGCAUCUCUCUGGUGUUGCCACUGUCCUAUGCAAAGGGGCUUUCCCCAUCAACACAAUAAAACCCUUUUCUGUCACA